UUUCUCUCGCGCUUGGUUCGCACAAACAAUUUCACGGCCUCUCCGAGGCACUGCGAUCCGCCUGCGCUUGCACGCCACCGCAGACGCACACCACGAGCCGCCGAAUCGGCGGCCCGCGGGGGGGCCCGCCGCGCCCCCCCCCCCCCCCCCAGGGAGGAGGAGGAGGAGGAGGAGGUCUGGGCCGGGAGGGACGAGCCCGCGCCCCUGUCCGAACAGCUUCUGCCUGGGCCGAACCGCAGUUUUGCCCGGUCCCGGCCUUCGCGGCUGCCCGAGCAACACGUCUCGGCUCGGUCCCAGCGGAACCUGCCCUUCGCGCCCCGGUGGCCCGAACCAUUCGAUGGACAGGACCUUCUCCCCGAACCUUGAGGAAUUACAGCAACACGCGCACCUGCUCCUAGGGGGCUCCCGAGAACACAGCAGCCACCACAGAGGGCGGUGCAUGCAGGGAGCUCGACCCAGGUCUACAAGCUGGAGGAUCGCCAUUAAACAGUCCUUUGCGCUUGAGAGAGCGGCCCAAGCGCCCAAAAGAUCGUGAUGUCCGCCAGUGCGAAGAGCUUAAUACAACAGCGGAACACGUUCUCCGCCGGCGCAGAACAGGACGGCCGCCAACCCUAACUGGCGUGGCGGGGCUUCCACGGCGGCGACGACACCCGGCGCGGCCCCCCGGUGCCUCGGCGCCUCGACACUGCAGGAGCCGCGGAGGAGCGGAGGGGGACGCCUCGGGGCGGAGGGGGCACUCCUCGGCGAGGGCUCCCGGCUCUGCGCUCCGCGCUGCGCGAGGCGCGAAGCGCGAAUGACUUCGCGCUCUCGCGCCGCCUCCCAAGGGAGAAGAGGAGGACGAGGAGGAAUCGGAGGAGGAUGAGGAGGAUGAGGAGAAGGACGGCCGACGAGGUGGCCCGCGGCAACUUCUGCGCCCAAGCCGCUCGCCGGUCGAGCCCUGCGCGCCCGACCACGGGAGGACUCGCCUGGGCCUCGGGGCGCCGCAGGUGAGGAGGAGGAGGAGGAGGAGGAGGAGGAGCGGAGGGGCAGGACAGGGCACGGGCCGGCGGGGAGGCCAGCGGCAGCUCGUGUGCCCCAGGCCUCUCGGUGGAGCACUGCGAGCGUGAUUCUGGGAGGAACCAUCUCGAGAGGAAAAAUCCAUAUGAUACCCAACAUACCAUACGCUCGUCGGCAGCUGUCGUGCUGCCUGCAUGCCCUCGGAGAUGAGAGAGGGGGCAAGCGGGGGGCGGCUAGCGAGACAUCUUCGGCGACUUAGAUCCACUGUAGACAGCCUGCCGUCCACCCCCUCGCCUCCGCAUACUCCUGAGCACGUUGAAAUCACGAAGCAUAUUUCUACUACGCAGAAUACUCGCGAUGCUGGCCUGCAUGACGCUAUGGUCUGCUGCCGGAGCGCCAAGAGAAUCACAUUCAAAAAACUGGGAGAGGCAGAAGUGUUGCAAUGAAAAACACAAGGCGUCGGUGACCCCCCUGUGGUAUUCCUCUGGGAUGGCCUUGACACACUCUUUAAACACGCGUCUUCGACAACCACAUACAAACUAUUGCUCACUCGGGCAUCCGCGGCGCGUGCCACCGGCAUUCAAGAGCCGACGCUACGCGGCCCAGGAGAAGCAGGAAGAGAGGGAGGGAGGAGAAAGAGGAGGAGGAGGAGGGGGAGGAGGAUGAGGAGGUUCCUCGAGCGAGGCGUGACUUAUCGGGGCGGGCCGUUCUGGUCCAGGCCGCGGCGCGCGCGCGCGCGCGUGCGCGAUCGCCUCCGCGCGCGCCCGCGGGUGGCCCAGAGAAGCGGCAGGGCAGAGAGCGAAAAGCAGCAACCCGUAGGAGGCCUUCGUGCACGAACGGUUUCGAGCAACAGAGGACGACACAAACAUUUGGCCCACCAAAGGCCUAAGGAAGCCCCCAAGAGGCUUCCAAGAGGCCCCCAGGAAGCUCCCAGGAGGCCCAAAGAUUGCCUCAAGCGGC
This is a messenger RNA of Prorocentrum cordatum, 1956 nucleotides long. Lineage: Eukaryota; Dinophyceae; Prorocentrales; Prorocentraceae. The record is from the annotation of a GenBank genome assembly.